GUAACUGCAUUAUAUCCAAUCCCCUAGACCAACCUUGAUCAAUAACUAUAAGAUAUAUUUACUAAAAGCUUAUAUGAUAUUCAUGAUAUAGUGACAGAUUGCACGGGUAGCACGUGCCUUUAUGAGGGAUGCAAUGCAAGGACAGUGCCUUCAUAGAUAUUGCAUAUAUAAAGACAAGAGACAGAGUAGUUGGUGACUUCCUCAAAUAUAUGACACGAACCAAUUCAAUACUAUGAAACGGUGAAUUAAUGCAACCGCCGCAAUAAGUUGGUCUUAAUUAUAUAAGAUUUUGUCCUUACACACCAUAUAUCAUACGUAUACCAUUUCCUCCACUUUUUGUCAUCAAUCAUAUUAUGAAGUGAUUCUCAAAUUUCAUAUCAAAAUGAAAGUAGCAUGGAGAUUCAUUACGUUCAUAGUAAUUAUUGGGGUGAUGGUGUCUCUCCAAUUGAAUUCAUGUCAUGGGUUGGUACUUGAAAAGAUGAGGGAGAGGAUGGUGAGAUAUCCAUUGGAGGUUUUAUUGAAGUGGAAUGGUAAAGAAGGAGUCAUUGAUACAUGCUUUUGGUUUGGAGUGGAAUGCAAUGUUGUGAACUUGCACAUUGGCCAACAAGGGGAUAUACCAUAUAGCAGGAAACUUAUACAAACAGAAAAUUCUGCUAACUCACACAAAACCAAGAAGGUUGAUGACAAAGAGACUUCUUCACCAUCAUCAUCACCAUUUUCUAAACAUAUUUCACCAUCACAAAGUGUCUCAAAUUCACCAUCUCCAUCAAUUUUCCUUCAAUCAUCAAUAGCAUCACCGGAACUUUCCCCUUCGCCAUCAAUCUCUCCCUCGCCUUCACCUGUAAUAGCGCCGACAACUUCAGACUUACCACUUACAUCAAAUCCACCUACAAUUGUGUCCACACAAGAACAUUCUAAUUGGAUUUCAGCAACUUCUCCUACUUCAUCUUCAAACCAAAGGAAUUCAAACAGUUCAAACCAAAAGCAACAUUCUGUUAUUAUAUGGUCAACAGUUGGAGGGUUCUCCUUCCUGGUUUUGGUGUCAUUCGCUGUUUUUGUUUGCUUCAGAAGUAGUAAGGUUGCUACCGUAAAACCUUGGGCUACAGGGUUGAGUGGCCAGCUUCGAAAAGCAUUUGUAACAGGUAUUCCAAGUCUUAAACGAGCCGAACUAGUAGUAGCUUGUGAAGAUUUCAGCAACAUUAUUGGUUCUUUACAAGACGAGACUAUCUAUAAGGGAACUCUUUCAAGUGGAGUUGAGAUAGCUGUAGUAUCCUCUUCCAUGACUUCAUCUCAAGACUGGUCAAAAACUAUGCAAGCUCAGUUCCGAAAGAAGAUUGAGAUGUUAUCAAGGGUAAACCAUAAGAACUUUGUGAAUCUUAUUGGUUAUUGUGAAGAGAAUAAGCCAUUCACAAGGAUGAUGGUUUUUGAGUAUGCUCCAAAUGGAACGCUGUUUGAGCAUCUACAUAUUAGAGAAGCCGAACAACUAGACUGGAGGACGAGAAUGAGGAUAGCUAUGGGAAUAGCAUACUGUCUAGACCACAUGCAUCAUCUAACACCACCUAUUGCACAAAGAAACCUUCUGUCUUCCUCUAUAUACCUCACCGAAGAUUAUGCUGCUAAAAUAUCAGACCUUAGUUUCUGCACCGACAAAGUCAAUACAAAGAAGGUUUCCGAAAAAACCUCAGCAGAAGAAAUAAACGAUAAUGUGUAUAGCUUUGGCGUAAUAUUGUUUGAAUUGUUAACAGGAAAAAUUCCCUAUGCAGUGGAAAAUGGUUUUCAUACAGAUUGGGCUGCAGAAUAUAUAAAAGGACAACCAUUGAGAGAGUUGGUCGAUACAACCAUAUUGAACUCUUUGAAAGAUCAUGAAAUUGAGAAAUGGUCAGAAGUGAUUAAUAAUUGUGUAGAUCUUGAUCAAGAAAAAAGGCCAUCAAUGAAAGAGAUUACAUCUAAGUUGAAGGAGAUUACUGACAUGGAACCUGAUGGAGUAACUCCAAAAUCAUCACCUCUUUGGUGGGCUGAAGUUGAAAUUAUGUCCACAGAUUUAUGUUGAGACAUUAGUUCAUGGAUUUGAUUCGUUUACGGUAUCGGUGUAAAUAACUUUUGCACUGUCAAUCAAUCAUAACUGUUAGAUCAUUUAAAUCGUUUGACUUUAAUCAUGACUACUUUUAAAGUCAUAUAUUUGAUUGGUUGUGAUUAAAGUCAUAUAACAAGGGAAAAUAAUGCGAGCAAAACUCCGAAUUUGGAGUUUGAUGCCAUGUUGUUCUUUGUUUUUUUCUUCUUUCUUAUUUUGUAAUAAUUAUUUUUAGAUUCUUGUUAUGAAGAUAACAAACAAAAGUACUGAAGUAGGGUGUGUAUAGAAGAGACAGCUUUUGUCUCAGUAGAAUGAUUGAUUUUUGUAAAUAUUUGAUUAAUGGAGAGAGCUAUCAAUA
Trifolium pratense (red clover) is the source of this 2429-nucleotide messenger RNA. Its product is annotated as inactive receptor-like serine/threonine-protein kinase At2g40270. Gene Ontology annotation, molecular function: ATP binding; protein kinase activity. The transcript is spliced from 6 exons. The coding region runs from base 383 to 2050 and encodes 555 amino acids. Lineage: Eukaryota; Viridiplantae; Streptophyta; Magnoliopsida; Fabales; Fabaceae. Gene Ontology annotation, biological process: protein phosphorylation. The record is from RefSeq and is a predicted model, not a curated record.